AGAAGUGGGUGCAUGCUGCUGCUCCGGGAGAAGAGGAAAAGCUGUGGCUCCCUCCUGGAUCCCGGAGUCAUGGUGAGAAAUACUGCUAAAGACUGGUGCAGGGUCCUUUCGUGUUGCGCCUCGCUACCUGGAGCAUCCUUUGGCUAUUCAUCUUGGAACUCUGGCUUAUUUUGUUUUACCCAGCUCUCUCUCCCAGCCAACGCCACCAGCACCCCACCCAAGUCAUCCAGGUGCCAUAGUUACCAAAGCCCAGAACCUGCCACACUUCUCAAACUGUGACUUUUGUAGCAAAGUGUCUCGGUGAAGACACCCCUCCAGCCUCUUCUAUCGGGUACCACGCACUGCACUCCGCUUCUUUCCGAGGAGACAUCGUUGGGGACAGUGGUGGCAUUACUUUGGCCCCCAACCAGGCGGUCCUAGGGGCGGGGCUUGGAGAACCUACUUGAGAACAUUUGCCUCCGUACAGGUCCUGAGAGAGCUCUGCUGAGCCCGUGAGCAGGCUAACUUAUAGGCACAACCUAGCAGCAGGUUGGAUGAAAACCUAGGUACUGAACUGAAUCUUUGACAGGACACUCAGGCUGUGCUCCCUCUUCUACCUCGGCUCAGUUCUCUGCUGACUGGAAAGGAUACACGGAUGAGAAUCCCUAAGGAGAAGCGGCUGAGGAUGUGAUGUACCUCCUCAAAGUGGCUACUCCCCUGCCUGGGGGGCUAUGAAAGGAGGCUCGGCGGAAACAGCUGUUCCUUGCCUUUUCACACGCCUGGAAUUGGACACCAGACUCAGUGCUGGAGUGCUUGUCCAAGUUUUUCAGCACACAUGUUGAAGAUUGCAUUCCAGGGUUGAUCAAGAGUGAAGUUCAAAGAGAUCCCCUGAUCUCCAUUCCAGACUCUUGAGUUAAGUCUGGAAUCAAGGUGUCUCCUGUUCUGACUUGUUGAUCUUCAUUCAGGGACUCGACUAGCCACGGUCCACCUGACUUGGACACCAGUGGCUACGAGGGGGGAGGGCUCUUCUAGGGAUGGAUGGCGAAGAACUCUGAACUCCAGACGAUAAGAGAGUCUCCACAAUGGACAGAGUUUAUGAAAUUCCUGAGGAGCCAAAUGUGGUUCCUAUUGCAUCUCUGGAAGAUGUCAUCCGUGGGCCUAACCCACGUUUUACCUUUCCAUUUAGUAUCCUCUUCUCCACCUUCUUGUACUGCGGGGAGGCUGCCUCUGCCUUGUAUAUGGUUCGAAUUUACCGAAAGAACAACGAGAACUUCUGGAUGACAUACACCUUUUCCUUUUUUAUGUUUUCAUCCAUCAUGGUUCAGUUGACCCUCAUUUUUGUCCACAGAGACCUGGCCAAAGAUAGACCACUAUCAUUAUUUAUGCAUCUAAUCCUCUUGGGACCUGUUAUCAGAUGUUUGGAGGCCAUGAUUAAGUACCUUACACUGUGGAAGAAAGAGGGGCAGGAAGAGCCAUAUGUCAGCCUCACCCGAAAGAAGAUGCUAAUAGAUGGCCAAGAAGUGCUGAUAGAAUGGGAGGUGGGCCACUCCAUCCGGACCCUGGCUAUGCACCGCAAUGCCUACAAACGUAUGUCUCAGAUUCAAGCCUUCCUGGGCUCAGUGCCCCAGCUAACCUAUCAGCUAUAUGUGACUCUGAUCUCUGCAGAAGUCCCCUGGGUAGAGGUGAGGGCUGUGUUAAUGUUCUUUUCCCUGAUAUCUGUCACCUAUGGGGCUACCCUCUGCAAUAUGUUGGCUAUCCAGAUCAAGUAUGAUGACUACAAGAUUCGACUUGGUCCAGUGGAAGUCCUUUGUAUCACCAUCUGGAGGACACUGGAGAUCACUUCCCGCCUCAUGAUUCUGGUGCUCUUCUCGGCCACCUUGAAGUUGAAAGCUGUGCCCUUCUUAGUGCUCAACUUCUUGAUCAUCCUCUUUGAGCCCUGGGUUAAGUUCUGGAGGAGUGGUGCCCAAAUGCCAAACAAUAUUGAGAAAAAUUUCAGCCGAGUUGGCACUCUGGUGGUACUGAUUUCUGUUACCAUCCUCUAUGCUGGCAUCAACUUCUCUUGCUGGUCAGCCAUGCAGUUGAAGUUGGCAGACAGAGACCUUGUUGACAAAGGUCAGAACUGGGGACAUAUGGGACUGCACUACAGUGUGAGGUUGGUAGAGAAUGUGAUCAUGGUGUUGGUUUUUAAGUACUUUGGAGUCAAGGUGUUACUGAAUUACUCCCAUUCCUUGAUGGCUGUUCAGCUUAUCAUUGCUUACCUGAUUUCCAUUGGAUUCAUGCUCCUCUUUUUCCAGUACUUGCACCCAUUGCGCUCACUCUUCACCCAUAACGUAGUAGACUACCUCCAUUGUAUCUGCUGCCGCAGACACCAUCGGGAAAGGGUUGAGAACUCAGAGACAUCCUGUGAGCCUGACACAAGGCAAAGUAUUGUCUGAUUCUUCUUCUUCUUCUUCUUCUUCUUCUUCUUCUUCUUCUUC
Molecule: messenger RNA, 2456 nt
Organism: Rattus rattus (black rat)
Lineage: Eukaryota; Metazoa; Chordata; Mammalia; Rodentia; Muridae
Gene: Xkrx
Product: XK related X-linked
Exons: 3
Coding region: 1062-2414 (450 amino acids)
Cellular component (GO): membrane
Source: RefSeq, a predicted model, not a curated record